GCCAGCAGCGAGAGAGCGAGCGACAAGGCUGUCCGAUUACUGAUAGCGCACGCGCCCGCACACUCACGGUAGCUGCGCUCGACGGCGGCUGCUUCUUGUGGUCUGUGCUUGCCUUGCCUAAGUUCGCUCGCUGCCGUGAGUGAGUUACCCGUUUGCCGUGUCUUUGAUCAACACGCUGCGUGCUAGCUUCGCUCGUCAUCAACCCGUGCCGUUCUCCUGCGCUGCGAGUCCAUAUUGUCUGCGAUUGAACACCUGCCUGGCGAUUCCCGUGUCAGUGCACCGCAGUCAGUCUCUGUACGUGCGAGAGUUUGUGUUUCCGUAUCGCGCGGUGCGUAUGCACACGUCUUGGUUGGGACGGGAGAGCUACUACCGCCACUACACGGGAUAUUACUGGAUUGAUUGUACGCACGGCCUUCAUCUAUCUAAUUGCGACCUCUAGCUAUCGCGUUUCCAAGAACAACGGCAGUGCGGAGAACUAGAGUCGGGAGAACAAGAGGCUUGGUGUUACUCCGCUAUACGCCGUGUUGAUGUCGGACGCUGCUGUGUGAUAUAUACGCAUAAUCCGCCUCUCUGCUAAACUUCCUCCCCCUAUAUACAGACGGCUCGCAGGUAGACAAACGGCCAUGGCGCUGGAUCACUACGAACAAGACGAGCGAAUCGAUGACGCCGAUGACUUGCGAGCGACGAUGCCAUCGGAACCUCUUCAUCCUGCUCCGCCUCCGCAGCAGCAGCAGCAGCAGAAGCGGAAGUUGUGCGCCGUCGACUGGACGGACGCCCACUCGCAGCCUCCCGCCAAGAUUGCGGCAGCGGCGGCGCCGGCGGGAGCGGCGGGAAUUCCGCGCGGAAGUGCGACGCGUGAGGAGCGUAAGCAGGUGCUGAAGAUGUCCAUCGGCAAGCUGCGGCAGAUCGACGACCCGGAGGUGUUCCUGCGUCGCAGCGUGCUCAUUCACAACACGAUGCAGAAGCUGCAGCGCGAGGUGAAGGAGGAGAAACAGCAGCAGCGACAGCAGCAGCAGCAGCAGCAGCAGCAGCAGGAAAGCACGAGUAGCACCGGUGACGCCUCCAUGCCGCAGCAGCAGCAUCAGCAGCCAUCACGCUGCUGCGAACAUUACACGCGCUGCGACGUGUCGACGGACGGCAGCGCGUGUCUCGCGAGAACGGAGAGCUCUAGUCCGCGCUGCGCGCUGCCGCCGACGACGACGAUGACGAUGACGACGGACUUGCGCGUGGUGGAGAGUGUCGUGCCGCCCGCGGACUGUGAUACGGCAGCGGACGACCUGUGCGCCGUCGGCGACAUUCCAGACGACUAUGAUGCCGACGAGAGCGCGACGUCAGCCGACGAGUUUGCUGACAUCAGCGGCGACGAAUUCGGCAGCAUCAUCUACUCGCUUUAGUUACCGCCGCCGCCGCCGCUGCUGCCGUCACUGCUCAACGUGGAGAUAACUGCCUCCCGGGGAAAGCGUCAUGAACUUGAUUUCGGUUGCUGGGUUUUUCGGAUGGGAUGCGAGCGUGUGUGAUAUGUGAAUGAUGAGUGAAAGAUGGGCAGAAGAAUAGAGAGGGAGAGAGAGAGAGAGAGAGAGAGAGAGAGAGAGAGAGAGAGAGAGAGAGAGAGAGAGAG
Messenger RNA from Priapulus caudatus, 1618 nucleotides. RefSeq lists its product as uncharacterized. The transcript has 2 exons. Gene Ontology annotation, cellular component: nucleus. Bases 624 to 1394 code for a protein of 256 amino acids. NCBI's taxonomy places the organism in Eukaryota, Metazoa, Priapulida, Priapulimorpha, Priapulimorphida, Priapulidae. The record is from RefSeq and is a predicted model, not a curated record.